This is a messenger RNA of Carassius carassius (crucian carp), 1688 nucleotides long. It is a transcript of the gene apol1, whose product is annotated as apolipoprotein L, 1. Gene Ontology annotation, biological process: lipid transport; lipoprotein metabolic process. NCBI's taxonomy places the organism in Eukaryota, Metazoa, Chordata, Actinopteri, Cypriniformes, Cyprinidae. Bases 253 to 1581 code for a protein of 442 amino acids. The record is from RefSeq and is a predicted model, not a curated record. The transcript is spliced from 10 exons. Gene Ontology annotation, molecular function: lipid binding. Gene Ontology annotation, cellular component: extracellular region; membrane.
CAGACACAACAAGUACAGACACACACUUGAAGAAAGCAAUAGGGCGGCGUUAGUAACAUUUCGCUACUUCAGACUGCAAGACAACAGUUAGACAAGUAUUGAGCGUGAGUAGAAAAUAACAUGGAAACAGUUGACAAUACACAAUUUUCUUUCAUUUCGUAGGAAGUCUACAGGUUUAUUUUCCCUCUCGCCCUGCUCCAUUGUUUAGUUUUUUUUUUUCAGGGAAGUGUGUGGUGUGCGGACAUUCUCAUAAUGGAUACAGAACUUUCUAAAAUUGAUGACAACUGUGGUGAUCACUCCACUACUGAACAGGGCAUAGAAAAAACACAGCAGUCCUUGGAACCCAGUGAGAAACCUGACGAUAAACAGUCAAAAUCAGUGCAGGCCGCUAGCAAUGAGAUCCUGGAAAAGAUGCCUGCCACAUUGGUUGAAGCACCUGGAGAAGAGGUAAAUCCAAAACAAAAAGGACAGAAGAAGAAACCCAAAAAUCCAUUUAUGCCCCAGGUUGCUGCAAAGAACAAAAGAACACAGGAGAAGAAUGGAGACAAAAAUGGAGACAGUGCCAGUGACCUUGCAGAGACUAAAAGCCACAAGAAGUCCCUCAUGGAAUGGCUGGAUGAGUUCCGUUUAAGUGAAACUCAGAGAGAGGAUGAGGAGGAUCUUGAUGGCCUCAUGGAUUGGUGGAACACUGUGGAACAAUGGGAAGACAUGCCCAAAAGUGACAACAUGACCGAAAAAGAGGAAGCCAAGGCUUUUGCUGUUACAGCUGAAAAGGUGCAAAAGGGCAUAUGUGUGUUUAACAAACUUUUCUCAGAACGGGCGGAAGGACUGUGGCAGCAUGUGAUCGACCUGCAUGCCAUUGCUGACGGCCUGGAUCGCUUCAACAAGAAAACCAAGAUUGCCCAGAUCACUGGUGGCUCCACCAGUGCUGUGGGAGGUGUUGCUACCAUAACUGGCCUCAUCUUAGCACCUUUCACAAUGGGAACCUCUCUGAUCGUCACUGCUGUUGGCCUGGGUGUUGCCAUGGCAGGUGGUCUUACCUCUGCAUCCGCUGGGAUAUCCAGUACAGUCAACAACUCUAUGGAUCGCAAAAAGGUAGAGCGCAUUGUGAACGACUACCAGGCGAAGAUGGCUGACCUUAACAAAUGCAUGAAGUUCAUCAAGCAAGGCAUUACAAACCUACGCAAGUUCAACUUGAAUAAGAUGAAGAAUGCAUACAAUCGAGACUUCCCUUGUUUUGACAAUAUAUAUGAGGACGGGGCUAUGGCGGGCAAAGCUAUUCUAACCAGUGCCAAUGAGAUUAUGCGUGUGAUGCAGAUAGCCAAUGCGGCGGGAACCACUGCGGCCCGUGCUGUGCAGAUCGCUAGUAUAUCCACAGGUGUUCUGACAGGGCUUUUUGUCGGGAUGGAUAUCUAUUUUGUGGCCAAAGACUCCCAUGAAUUGAAAAAUGGUGCAAAGUCCGAAUUUGCUGCCAAGAUUAGAGAGGUGGCAGAUCAGCUACAUGAGGGCUUGAUGGAACUUAACAUAAUCCGAGAUGAGUUGCGGUUGACCGCCACUCUAAAAGAAGACAAACCUUCUUGACCUACCUCUGUAAACAUUCAUCUGAGUUUAUUAUUACAUUCACACUAGAUGAUAGAAAAUUGUAUGGUUACUCUCAACCUAUACUGUACUUUCCAUAUUAGACAUAA